This is a messenger RNA of Vitis vinifera (wine grape), 2673 nucleotides long. Its product is annotated as serine/threonine-protein kinase AGC1-7. Bases 878 to 2494 code for a protein of 538 amino acids. The transcript has 3 exons. Gene Ontology annotation, molecular function: protein serine/threonine kinase activity; ATP binding. Gene Ontology annotation, cellular component: cytoplasm; nucleus; plasma membrane. Lineage: Eukaryota; Viridiplantae; Streptophyta; Magnoliopsida; Vitales; Vitaceae. Gene Ontology annotation, biological process: protein phosphorylation. The record is from RefSeq and is a predicted model, not a curated record.
GUGAGGAAUUGGAAGAAGAGAGCAAGUGGGCGAAAAUGGAGAAGCCUCAUGCACCACGAUUCUCCAGUGUUAAGCGGCCAUCCAUCCAUGUUCUUAUGCCCUAUGCCCCAUGCCCCAUGCCCCAUGCCCGGGGCCUUAUGUGACCGCUUCUCUCUCUCUUUCUCUCAUCUCUUGUAUUCAAUCUUCCCAUCACUUCUGUUUUUUCCACAUUUUUCUCUCUUUCUCUUCCUUGAAUUUCUUCGACUAACAUGGGAUGAUCACAACAUCUCCCAGACCCCUCCCUUCCUCACAUCUUUCCUCUUUCUUCUCUUUCUUCCCAUCUAUCAAUGUAUGUCCAUCGCUUCCUCCUCCUCCUUUGAAGUUUGUCUUUUGUCGACUGAUAUUUCCUCUUCUUCUUCUUUUUUUUUUUUUUCUGUUAAAAAAAAAAAAAUGAUUUGGUUGGAAUGCGAUUCUGUUACGUGCCCUCCACACAUGAAUAUUGUAUGCAAGCAAGGGUUGGUUUGAUUCCCUUGGCCCCAAAAUGUAAUGCAAGCCAUGAACCACCAUGAAUGGAACAUUCACAAAUUCUCAUAUAAAUAUAUAUACAUGUUCAUUUGUUGACUUUGAUAUUGGACAUCAUCCAUGCAUAUGCCUUUGAUGACGAUUUUCCUACCCCAUUCAACAGUAACCCCCACUUGUAUCUUCUGUUUCAAUACAAAGCACCACUUCCUCUGAUUCGAUUUCAUUCAAUUUGUUUGUUUAUUCUACAUUGUGUUUGAGAGUUUAACUGCAAUUCCAUGAAAAUCUUCUGAUCAGGAAUUCCUAUUGAGGGGCAUUGCCGUGUUACCCAAUUGAUGUCUUUGAAGCCUACGAAAGGGCUUGACUCAUCUGAGUGCAGAUGAGUUGCAGUUCACAAGAAGAAGCACGAUGCGAGCCCAAACAUAUGGAUCCAGUUGCCAAGAGCAGUGCCAAUUCAACCCACAGCCCCCCGCCUCAGGAAUCCAAAAAGGAGCGAGCAGUCAAAAGUAACGCCGCCAAUGCAACUGCAACUGCAACUCAUGAUUUGGCCUCUGCACAUGCACCUGUGGAUCCUGCUUCCAAAACUAAUGCAAAUUCGUCUAUGAACCCACCAUCUGCAAAGACAAAUGAUGCAAAGACUAGUUAUCUUGGCCCCAACAAUAACAGAGGGAUGAGCACUAGCACCCGUAGUGACAGCUUAGAGAGCUCUACCACACCCUUGAGACCCCACACUGGUGGUGAUAUUCGAUGGGAUGCUAUUAAUUUGGCCAAUUCUAGAGACUCCCCUCUUGGGCUUAGCCAUUUUCGGCUGCUCAAGCGCCUUGGCUAUGGUGACAUUGGAAGUGUCUAUCUUGUUGAACUCAGAGGAACCACUGCCUACUUUGCAAUGAAAGUGAUGGACAAAGCAUCUCUUGCAAGUAGAAACAAGCUACUUCGGGCCCAGACAGAGAAGGAGAUUCUUGGACUCCUUGACCACCCAUUCUUGCCCACUCUGUAUUCCUACUUUGAGACUGAUAAAUUCUAUUGCUUGGUCAUGGAGUUCUGCAGUGGAGGUAAUCUACAUUCUCUGCGGCAGAAACAACCCAACAAGCAUUUUUCUGAAGAAGCUGCCCGGUUUUAUGCAUCAGAGGUAUUGCUAGCACUUGAGUAUCUGCACAUGCUAGGCAUCGUGUACAGGGAUCUGAAGCCAGAAAAUGUGCUAGUAAGAGAUGAGGGUCAUAUCAUGCUCUCUGACUUUGACCUCUCACUCCGCUGUUCUGUGAGUCCAACGCUAGUCAAGUCUUCAUCCGGGCAUUCAGGUAGCACAGUUGGUGGUGGUGGCGGAGGUAUCAGCAGCGGAGCAAUUCUGGAUGAUGAAUAUGCAGUGCAGGGGUGUAUCCAGCCUUCUACUUUUCUCCCACGCAUUCUACCAACUAAAAAAAACCGAAAAUCUAAAUCAGAUUUUGGCCUCUUCGUUGGAGGGUCCCUUCCAGAACUAAUGGCAGAGCCCACAAACGUGAGAUCAAUGUCAUUUGUGGGAACCCAUGAAUACUUGGCCCCAGAGAUCAUAAGAGGAGAGGGGCAUGGCAGUGCUGUGGACUGGUGGACAUUUGGUAUAUUCUUGUACGAGCUGUUGCAUGGAACAACUCCCUUCAAGGGCCAAGGCAAUCGUGCCACUCUGUUUAAUGUUGUAGGGCAGCCAUUAAGAUUUCCAGAUACUCCAACAGUGAGUUUCAUGGCUCGUGAUCUUAUAAGAGGGCUUUUGGUGAAGGAACCGCAGAAGCGAAUUGCAUACAAAAGGGGUGCCACAGAAAUAAAACAACACCCAUUCUUUGAAGGAGUGAACUGGGCCCUAGUGAGGAGCGCCAUGCCUCCCCACAUACCCGAACCAGUAGACUUUGGGCACUUUGCUAGUAAAGAGUCGGGCCAUGCUGAGAAGAAGAAUUCAGAUACUGGGGGUGAUAAACACAAGAAUAGUCCGAAUGAUGCUUCUUAUGUUGAUUUCGAGUACUUUUAGGAAAUAGGCUCCUCCUACUUUGUAUGAUAACAACAUACAUAUUAGGAGAAAGACCAUAUCAUGUUGUAGAAAGAAUAAGAAAUGUAUGCUUGCCGAAUAUCUAUUCAACAUACGGGUUGUUGGGUUUUAUCAUUUGAUGCGUUUUACCUUCAAACAAUCCUUGUAAGAAUUUUUUGACA